GUAACCUACGUGUAAUGCUGACUAUGUAUACACUACAGUACUAAGUAAAUAACUGAAUUGAAUUUAUAAGUAAAGUUAUGUACAAAAUUACAACGAUAAGGAAAGGAUAACAGUAACCUUGCCAUUGUAUUAAAAACAACAAAAGAAAACUUAUAGGCCCAAGAUUACUGUGAAAUCUUAUCUUAGUAGUGAGUCAACUCAUGAACUCAUAAGAAUGGAAAACUUUCAAAAGAUAGAAAAAAUUGGAGAAGGAACUUAUGGUGUAGUGUAUAAAGCCAGAGAUAAAGAGACUGGAAAGUUGGUAGCAUUAAAGAAGAUACGUUUGGAAACGGAAUCUGAAGGAGUGCCAAGUACAGCCAUUAGGGAAAUAGCCUUGUUGAAAGAACUUGAUCAUAAUAAUGUAGUGAGACUUCUGGAUGUUAUUCAUAGUGAAAAAAAACUCUAUCUGGUCUUUGAAUAUUUAAAUCAGGAUCUGAAGAAGUUAAUGGACAGUGCACCAACUUCAGGGUUGCCUCUGCCUUUAGUGAAGAGCUACUUAUGGCAGUUGCUUCAAGGAAUUGCCUACUGUCACUCACAUAGAGUACUUCAUAGAGAUUUGAAGCCACAAAACCUUCUGAUUGAUAAAGAAGGAAAUAUCAAGCUUGCAGAUUUUGGAUUGGCAAGGGCCUUUGGUGUGCCUCUUAGAUCAUAUACUCAUGAAGUUGUCACUUUAUGGUAUCGUGCCCCAGAGAUCCUAUUAGGAGCAAAGUUUUAUUCUACUCCAGUUGAUGUUUGGAGCAUGGGCUGUAUAUUUGCAGAAAUGUUGACUCGAAGAGCAUUAUUUCCUGGAGAUUCUGAAAUUGAUCAGCUUUUCCGAGUCUUUCGAACUCUGGGAACACCUGAUGAAGACACGUGGCCAGGAGUGACUAAACUCCCUGACUAUAAGUCAUCUUUUCCGAAAUGGAAAGCACAGGACAUGAAUAAACUGGUACCUAACUUGGAUUUGGAUGGACAGGAUCUGCUUCUGAAAAUGUUAAAAUAUGAACCAAAUCACAGAAUAUCGGCAAAGAGCGCUCUGAGUCAUCGGUAUUUUCGUGAUGUGACAGUCCAGCCACCACCUUUGUAACUGUUAAACCAAUUUAUCACAUAUUGCACAAAACCAGUAUCUUUAUUAUAUGGGACCAAUAUGUAUAGCUUUGUUAUUUUAUGUUAAUAAUUGGGUUAUUUUCUGUUUUUUUAUAUGAAAAACUAUAUUUUAAAAUACAAUUGUAGUUUUUACUGAAUAAAUCUUCAUUACUUCACA
Limulus polyphemus (Atlantic horseshoe crab) is the source of this 1282-nucleotide messenger RNA. RefSeq names its product cyclin-dependent kinase 2-like. The transcript has 8 exons. The record is from RefSeq and is a predicted model, not a curated record. Gene Ontology annotation, biological process: G1/S transition of mitotic cell cycle; signal transduction; regulation of gene expression. Gene Ontology annotation, cellular component: cyclin-dependent protein kinase holoenzyme complex; cytoplasm; nucleus. Lineage: Eukaryota; Metazoa; Arthropoda; Merostomata; Xiphosura; Limulidae. The coding region runs from base 215 to 1105 and encodes 296 amino acids. Gene Ontology annotation, molecular function: ATP binding; cyclin binding; cyclin-dependent protein serine/threonine kinase activity.